Molecule: messenger RNA, 1886 nt
Organism: Mesitornis unicolor (brown roatelo)
Lineage: Eukaryota; Metazoa; Chordata; Aves; Mesitornithiformes; Mesitornithidae
Gene: HMGCR
Product: 3-hydroxy-3-methylglutaryl-CoA reductase
Exons: 11
Biological process (GO): coenzyme A metabolic process; isoprenoid biosynthetic process; sterol biosynthetic process
Cellular component (GO): endoplasmic reticulum membrane; peroxisomal membrane
Molecular function (GO): hydroxymethylglutaryl-CoA reductase (NADPH) activity; protein binding; NADP binding
Source: RefSeq, a predicted model, not a curated record
AAUGGCCAGCAUGGAUAUUGAACAAGUAAUCACUCUUGGAUUAGCCCUUCUCCUUGCUGUCAAAUAUAUUUUCUUUGAACAAGCAGAGACUGAAUCCACACUCUCACUGAAGAAUCCCAUAACAUCUCCAGUGGUGGUCCAGAAAAAUGUCCCUGAGAAUUGUUGCAGGAAGCAAUCUGGAGUUCUGAAAAACAAACAGAAAUCUAACACAGUAGAAGAAGCUUUAAUUCCGAAAGAUGGAAAUGCUGAAGUCAUAAAACCUGUAUUAGCAGAGUCAUCAACAAAGGCUACAUUUGUAGUUGGCAGUUGCAACUCCGUGGAAACUUCUUCAUUUCUUAACGGAAAAGAGGAAGAAAUUGAGUUACCGAAAGAACCACGUUCUAUUGAGGAAUGUGUUCGUAUACUUGGAAAUGCAGAGAAAGGAGCAAAAUUCCUUACUGAUGCUGAGGUUAUCAGCUUAGUAAAUGCUAAGCAUAUUCCUGCAUACAAACUGGAAACCCUGAUGGAAACUCAGGAGCGAGGUGUGUCCAUUCGCAGACAGAUGUUAUCUAAGAAACUCCCUGAACCUUCAUCUUUGCAGUAUCUUCCUUAUAGGAAUUAUAAUUAUUCUUUGGUUAUGGGAGCUUGCUGUGAAAAUGUGAUUGGAUAUAUGCCUAUUCCUGUAGGCGUAGCAGGACCACUAUUUUUGGAUAACAAAGAGUUUCAGGUGCCAAUGGCAACAACAGAAGGAUGUCUUGUAGCAAGCACCAACAGAGGAUGUAGAGCAAUAUGUCUCGGUGGAGGAGCAAGAAGCCGCAUUCUGGCAGACGGGAUGACUCGAGGACCUGUUGUAAGGCUGCCCACUGCUUGCCAGGCUGCAGAAGUGAAAGUUUGGCUUGAAACCCCUGAAGGCUUCAAAAUAAUGAAGGAAGCUUUUGACAGCACAAGUCGGUUUGCCCGCCUACAAAAACUUCUCAUCAGUUUGGCUGGUCGUAACCUUUAUAUCCGUUUUCAGUCUGGAACAGGGGAUGCAAUGGGAAUGAAUAUGAUUUCGAAAGGUACUGAAAAAGCACUGGCAAGGUUGAAUGAAGAGUUUCCUGAUCUCCAGGUUAUAGCUAUUAGUGGUAACUAUUGUACAGACAAAAAACCUGCUGCUAUAAACUGGAUAGAAGGAAGAGGGAAGUCUGUUGUCUGUGAAGCAGUCAUUCCAGCCAAGGUUGUCAGAGAAGUAUUGAAGACAACUACAGAAGAUAUAGUUGAAGUCAACAUAAACAAAAAUCUGGUGGGUUCUGCGAUGGCUGGUAGCAUAGGUGGCUUCAAUGCACAUGCAGCAAACAUUGUGACAGCUAUCUACAUUGCCUGUGGUCAGGAUGCUGCACAGAAUGUGGGCAGCUCUAAUUGCAUCACUUUGAUGGAGCGAACUGGUUCCACCAAUGAAGACUUGUACAUCAGCUGCACAAUGCCUUCUAUAGAAAUAGGAACUGUUGGUGGAGGCACCAACUUGCUUCCGCAGCAGGCCUGUUUGCAGAUGUUAGGAGUUCAAGGUGCAAGCCAAGAUAACCCUGGUGAAAAUGCCCGUCAGCUUGCUAAAAUUGUUUGUGGUACAGUGAUGGCAGGGGAAUUAUCACUAAUGGCAGCUCUUGCAGCUGGGCAUCUAGUCAAAAGCCACAUGAUCCACAACAGGUCAAAAAUAAAUCUACAAGAUCUUCAAGGAACCUGCACUAAGAAGGCAGCUUGAAUACUAAAAUGGCUUUGAAAUGAAGGAUUGUUCUAGCAACUGACCAGGUGCACAGGGUUAAAAAAAACCUGAAGUUCAGCAUGACAGUUACCUUCAACUCAAGGACUUCUAUGUAAGAUAAACUGAGAGUUCAGGGGACUUCUGUGAGACUACUUACGCCUUUGAUCUU